UGACCUUGGCGCGAGCGCAUCGCGCGAGCUUGAUCGCUGCGUUUGAUUCCAGGGGAUCCAGCAGCUUCGAAGGGACGGUCUCUCGACGCUUCACUCCUACGCUCGGUCCGAAUUCCAGCGAGACCCGUAUCGAAGAGUGUCGUGGAGACCGCGAUUGCACUAGAGGUUCGGACGAGUGGAAGACCCUGGAUCCCUCGUCUCGCGGUGCAAGGCCUCACUCGGCGUUCGAGCAUCGCGUCUCCUAGUGCUCGACCCCGGCCGCGCCAUGACGGGGGUGUUCGGCGACACGCUAGCCAUGGCACUGGUGGCCAUCGGCGCCGUGCUCAUCGCGCUCCUCAUCUGGCUGCUGAUGCGCAAGUACAACCGCGAGUACCCCAGGGAAGGCGAUCCGUGGAGGAUAGCCACGCCGGCCAGUGUGAGUCCAGAGACGACGGUAACUGUGUUCGGCCCGUGCAAACAACCGAACGAAUACCCCAGCGUCAGCGGCAUGGAAAUCACCAAGCGAGCAUCCGGGGAACGGGACCCGAGACCGAAGGAAACCCCCGCGGUUUCUCCGGGCGAAAAACUGGCGUCAGCAGAGAAGCCAAAGGACAAGCCAAUGGGGAAGACGACCGACAAGAAAAAGGACAAGGCAGCGGACAAGCUCGCCGACAAGCAAGUGGCAGACAAGGAAGGAGUCGAGGCGAAGGCACAAGCUCUUAGUGGCAAAAAGUGUGAGGGCUCAUCUGCUGGCGUUGGAUCUUUGGAGCAAAACAAGGAGCAGCAGCCCAAAGGCGAGCAGCGCAAGAAGAAGCCCAAGAAGUCCGACCAGCGUUCGCCCACAAUUGUAGACUCCGGUUUCUCGAAGCGCAAGAGCAAGCAGCCUAAGCGAUCCAAACCAUCUGGGACGCAGCCGGAUGCUGCGAACGCGACCACGGACGCGGGGGUAGUUUCGCCGACAUCGCCAUCUGAAGGUGUCCCACAAGAGCCUACCAGCGAUACUACGUCGCCAGCAUUACUGCAGCAGCCGAGCCAAGCGGUAGCGCAAGCAUCCCGGCCUGGCACCAAGAGCCCGACUGUGGCGAUCGUAGACCACGGCGCGGCCUCGGACACCCACGACCUGGACGAUUCGACCCUCCAGAAGCUGCGCAAGGAAGUGAUGAUGCGUCGCGCCUCGCACGUGUCUACACGCUCAGCCCGGUCGCGUACUGCGGCUGAAUCCCCCAAGGUGCCGACCGAACUCGACAUUUUUUCGGAAGAACACUCGACCGCGAGCAUAGCCCGGGCAGCGGCGGUGAGAGAGAAGCAGUCGCACUCCGGGCACAAGCGCAAGCACAAGCGCAAGUCGUCGCCUUCGCGGCAGGCCUCAAACCUCGUCCCCGCCGACGUGGCGUUCUCGGGUUCCACGUCCGAAUGCACGUCGCCCCCACCGGGACCCGCAUCGCCGCCUGGGACGAGCGCCGGCGUGGCCCCCGCUUCGCAGGCCCGCGACUUGGACGAAUCGACCCUCGUGCAGCUGCGCCGGGACAUCUCCAUGCGCCGCGCAUCCCACGUGUCUCAGCACUCCCUGCGGCCCACACCGCGUGUGGCCAAGGUGCCGAGCGAUCUCGACAUCUUCUCGGACGAACACAUUUCGGCGAGUGUCCUCGAGACCACCUCGCCACCGGAGAAGUCGAAGACGGGCGGCGAGCACAAGCACAAGCAUAAGCACAAGCACAAGCCGGCCACUUCGACGUCGCGCCCGCAAGAGACUUCCGGUCCUCGGGGGGCCGAGACAGGGACCACCGCCGCGGGUGCUGCUUCACCGACCGGCGACUUGGACGAGUCGACUGUGGACCAGCUACGGCGGGACAUCUUCAAGCGCCGCGCAUCACACGUGUCUGUGCGCUCCCUACGUCACGUGGCCGAUGCGGCCAAGGUUCCGGCCAAGCUCGACAUCUUCUCGGAGCAACGCUUGUCGGAAAGCAAUGCCGCAGCCGGUUCGCCAGGCAAUGCGGACGCCAACCCUAAGGCCGGCGGCAUCAGGGUCAAGCUGUUGCCACUUUGUACCAUCCCCGACGCCUCCGGCGCAGGUCCCGCGUCAGAGACCGGCGAUCUGGACGAACAGACUGUGCAGCAGCUCCGGCAGGACCUGAUGAAGCGCCGUGCCUCGCACGUGUCUAUGCACUCGGUGCGUUCAUACCGUGCGCCGCCGAAAGGACCUGCCUCGCCGAAGGUGCCAACUGAGCUUGACAUCUUCUCGGAGCCACGCUCGUCGAUCGGCCCCAGUGACGAUCCAAAGCUGAAGAAAAAAAAUGAGGCGAUUUUUUCCGAGCAGCCGUCGCUGGAGUGACCACCACGGCCUCAUUUCGUCCACCGCUGCAGCGUCGUGCUCGCAUUUCGAUCGGUACAUUUUCCGGGACACCUGAGGAGCAAGCACGCGGCGUCCAAAGCGUUUUUUUUUUUCCUUCUACGCUUUCGCAACGCGAUCUUACGUAGCAUUCACGUCUUCACUGUAGUCGAUGGAAGCCGAGUUGAUCGUCGCUACUAUCGGCAUUUGCUAUUUGCGGCGAUCUAGACCGUAUGCUUUGCUAUUGCGCCAGACAGACAGACUGAGCUGUCGUUCAAUUUGCGAUUCCCCUGGAAUCGCUGCUUCUGCAGCCGUUCAAUGAUCACCGCUGGCUUACUUUAACCAAAUACAAUAAAACGUACUUGAAAUAUGAAACUUGUGUUUACGCGCUUGAUUACGGCCACCGUAACGUGCUCAGUAAAAGUGCUUGUCAUUGUGCUGGUUGGAUGAUCUGCGUAGUCUACAACACGUUUACUUUGUUUUUGCGCUAUAUUCAGCAACUUGAUUCCGGCACCUGUUUUUGAUGCAAUAAGAAACUGCAUGCCUGCCUCAUUCCCCGUGUGUGGCUGUGGACAAAAGGAGUCAACGAUGCUUAUUGUGCGCAGUGCGUGAAAAAAUAGCGUGAAAAAAUAGCUUGACGUACAUGCUUCUCUUCUUUUCCUUCAAGUAUAUUUGCUUAUUCUUGG
This is a messenger RNA of Dermacentor andersoni, 2994 nucleotides long. RefSeq lists its product as uncharacterized. The record is from RefSeq and is a predicted model, not a curated record. NCBI's taxonomy places the organism in Eukaryota, Metazoa, Arthropoda, Arachnida, Ixodida, Ixodidae.